Molecule: messenger RNA, 642 nt
Organism: Zymoseptoria tritici IPO323
Lineage: Eukaryota; Fungi; Ascomycota; Dothideomycetes; Mycosphaerellales; Mycosphaerellaceae
Exons: 1
Coding region: 1-642 (213 amino acids)
Biological process (GO): secondary metabolite biosynthetic process
Molecular function (GO): flavin adenine dinucleotide binding; oxidoreductase activity, acting on CH-OH group of donors
Source: RefSeq, a predicted model, not a curated record
AUGUACCCUUUCCUGCUCUCUGCCAGGAGAGAUGUCAUCGUAUCUGCUGGAGUGUGGCACUCGCCUCAGCUACUCAUGGUCUCUGGUGUAGGGCCUCGAUCAAAGCUGGAAGAUUUCGACAUUCCUGUGAUCUCUGAUCUCCCUGGAGUUGGUCAAAACAUGUGGGACACCUGCGCCAUCGGAGGUGUAAGCUACGAAAUUGAGAUGCCCGAGUUCACAGCAGCGAGCGCCAUCCUGGAAGAGCAGCGAAUGCACGAGGCUGUAACCUCUCUCCUCGCCAACGCCACUGGACCCCUGACGAACGAAGGCUCCAACAUAGUGGGCUGGUACAAGAUCCCCGAAUCCGGCCUCGCCGAUAUGUCCGCCACAGCACGAACCGCACUACAGACGUUCCCCGAAGACUGGCCAGAAAUGGAAAUCAACCUCGCUACUUCGGCGACUCUGCCCGACGUGAACAGCACAUCCAAGCUCGUGGGAACCAUCAGCGGACUGCUCAUCGCACCAAUCAGUCGUGGAAACAUGAUGAUCCGAUCUGCCAGCGACCUCGAUGCGCCUGUCGUCAACUCGAAUUGGCUGCGAGAUCCCACCGAUCAGGAGGUCGCCGUCACAGCUUACAAGGUUAUGAGGGAGAUGUCCGCGUAA